GGGAGGCGGCGGCUGAGGCGCGGCCACCGACCCGGCGAGGCGGCGGCGCGGAGCCGAGCCUCAGCGCAUCCCCCGGCCGCGCCUUGGGGCCGCAUGUCCCGCCGCCCCGCACUGCACCGCACCGCGCCUCGGCGGCCAUGAGGAGGAGGAGGGCGGCGGCGCUGCUGCCGCUGAGCGCGGGGCCGGGGGCGCCGCUGCGGGGCUCGGCGUCCCGCCGCAGGCACUUGGAAAGUUAUCCAGCGGUGCAGUGCUAAGAUGGCGCUUCGGGAGCAUGGCCGAAGCGGGACUGCCCACCCUGACAUGGAACGCAGCCGAUAACGUGGGAUGCUUGUCUUUGCUUCCGUGUCGGAUAUUAACUGUGGGAGUCUGAUACUUCUCGGCAACUGCUGUCUUUCCUCGGCAUUUGAGCUAGAAACCAAGUAAAGCAAUGAGGAGAUUUGUUUACUGCAAGGUGGUUCUAGCCACUUCUCUCAUGUGGGUGCUUGUGGACGUCUUUUUACUUCUGUACUUUAGUGAAUGUAAUAAAUGUGACGACAAGAAAGAGAGGUCUCUGCUGCCUGCUCUGAGGGCUGUUAUUUCUCGAAACCAAGAAGGACCUGGCGAGAUGGGAAAGGCUGUGCUCAUUCCUAAGGAUGACCAGGAGAAGAUGAAAGAGCUGUUCAAAAUCAACCAGUUUAACCUGAUGGCCAGUGACUUGAUCGCCCUGAACCGCAGUUUGCCCGAUGUGAGGUUAGACGGGUGCAAGACAAAAGUCUACCCCGACGAACUGCCCAACACAAGCGUAGUUAUUGUGUUUCACAACGAAGCCUGGAGUACUCUGCUGCGGACCGUGUACAGCGUUAUCAACCGCUCGCCGCACCGCCUGCUGUCUGAAAUCAUCCUGGUGGACGACGCCAGCGAGAGAGAGUUUUUGAAGGCCUCAUUAGAGAAUUAUGUGAAAAAUCUGGAAGUCUCCAUAAAAAUCAUUCGGAUGGAGCAGAGGUCAGGACUGAUCCGCGCACGGCUCCGAGGGGCAGCAGCCUCUAAAGGGCAGGUGAUAACGUUCCUGGACGCGCACUGCGAGUGCACCCUGGGCUGGCUCGAGCCGCUGCUGGCCAGGAUAAAGGAGGACAGGAAAACCGUUGUCUGCCCCAUCAUUGAUGUGAUCAGCGAUGACACGUUUGAAUACAUGGCUGGGUCAGAUAUGACUUAUGGAGGGUUUAACUGGAAACUUAACUUUCGCUGGUAUCCGGUUCCCCAGAGGGAGAUGGACAGGAGGAAAGGAGACAGGACCUUGCCUGUAAGGACCCCUACUAUGGCUGGUGGCCUAUUUUCUAUUGACAGAAACUACUUUGAAGAGAUAGGAACUUACGAUGCAGGAAUGGAUAUCUGGGGUGGCGAGAAUCUUGAAAUGUCUUUUAGGAUUUGGCAGUGCGGCGGCUCCCUUGAGAUCGUCACCUGCUCGCACGUCGGCCACGUUUUCCGAAAGGCAACGCCUUACACCUUCCCUGGUGGCACGGGGCACGUCAUCAACAAGAACAACAGGAGACUGGCGGAGGUCUGGAUGGAUGAGUUCAAGGACUUCUUCUAUAUAAUAUCCCCAGGUGUUGUUAAGGUGGAUUAUGGUGAUGUAUCCGUCAGAAAAGCGCUAAGAGAAAAUCUGAAGUGUAAACCCUUCUCAUGGUACUUGGAGAACAUCUACCCCGACUCCCAGAUUCCCCGGCGCUAUUUCUCACUCGGUGAGAUCAGGAACGUUGAAACCAACCAGUGCUUAGACAACAUGGGCCGCAAGGAAAAUGAAAAAGUGGGCAUUUUCAACUGCCACGGCAUGGGAGGAAAUCAGGUCUUUUCUUACACCGCUGACAAAGAGAUCCGCACGGACGACUUGUGCCUGGACGUCUCGAGGCUGAACGGCCCCAUCAUCAUGCUGAAGUGCCACCACAUGAGGGGGAACCAGCUCUGGGAAUACGAUGCCGAGAAGCUCACCCUGAGGCACGUCAACAGCAACCAGUGUCUGGACGAGCCCUCGGAGGAGGACAAGAUGGUUCCCACCAUGAGGGAGUGCGGUGACAGCCGUUCCCAGCAGUGGCUGCUGCGCAACAUGACCCUGGGCGCCUGACGCCGGCGCAGACCCGCUGCCUCGGCCGGGAUGGCCUCCUCCUCCUCCUCCCCUCUUCCUCCUCCCCUCCUCCUUCUCCCCUCCUCCUCCCCCCCUCCUCCUCCUCCUCCCCUCCUCCUCCUCCCCUCUUCCUCCUCCCCUCCUCCUUCUCCCCUCCUCCUCCCCCCCUCCUCCUCCUCCUCCCCUCCUCCUCCUCCCCUCCUCCUCCCCCCCUCCUCCUCCUCCUCCCCUCCUCCUUGCCAAGGCCAGUGGUGCUGAAGCCCUCUCCAAACCCCAGCGGUCAGAGCAAGUCAUGGGGAGCUCCCUUGAUGCGGCGGGUCUCCACAUGCCUCUUCAACACCUGUGACUGUUCAAAAGAAGCUCAUCUGAGCCUAUAAAUGUCAAAACAUGCUGUUAUCAAUACAAGUGUGCUCAAAAAUGGUUCCAGAUAAACCUCUAUGAACCCUACAUCGAAGAGGUUGGGAUGGAGGGUGUUUUCUGCGUGUCACACACCACUACAGAGAAGUGACCCAAUAUAAAACGCUUUAUGACAGUAACUGGCACCGGGAACCAUCCUGGCAGGCGUCUCCUGUGCUGGAUGCAUUGGUGCUGGUCUUUCCUGGCAACGUGGUGGGGAUAUUUGCUGUUCUCGCGUGUCGUGUGGGACCCGGUGAAGAACCACAGCAGAGUCGCUAGGCAGAGCGAAAGCUUCGUGAUUUGUGCCAGGGAAAAAACAGGAUCCGGUGUUCGGAAAAGCAGCAAAACUGAGCAAAGGCUGCACUCAGAAACUGAAAUUAAAUCAAAUGAGGCAACAGCAAAAGACGCGGGAAGAAUGUUAAGGAGGAGGAGGGACAGACGUGGGUAACUCAGACCAGUGCAGACUGGAAUGUCCUCUGCAGUGGGAAGAGAAACGGCUGGGGCUGACACCCGGGGAGCUGCCGGGGGGUUGCAGGUGGAGGUACCAAAAGCCGAGACCGCCGGAGACUGAGAGCUGGUCUGAACUCAAUCCCUAGCUGCCACCCUUAAGCAUCAGUGUAUACCUGCAUCCUGUAUACGGCACAAACGAGAGCUUCAUCUGUGGAUCCCCUGCACACAGAGGAUGAAACUGGGUCGACCCUGAGUUCUGGCUCCAGACGUUCUUGCUUCGAUAGCGAUGACAGAUGCUUAUUUAUAUUUUUAAUAAUUUUGUGGCUUAAUCAUUUUGUUAGCGUGGUUAUGAAAAAUGUGCUGAUGGCACGCGGUCGUGUCGGAGGCGUCGCGGGAACUGAUGCCGUGCCGGCCCACGGCGGGGUGUGGGGAAGGGUCCUACGUGUACGGGUGACGUUUCCUAUACGUACUGGUGACAUUUCCUAUAUGUACUGGUGACGUUUCCUUCAGUGACCCCAGCAGCACGCGCUCCCCAAGACGCGUCUGUUGCACGACGGGCUGGGCUGGGUUGGGUUUUCGGCACUAGUCUGACCCCCCAUUGCCCAGAGGGUUCAGGAGACCUAAAUCCCGGGGCAGCAGCCGCAGCGUAAUUUCAGCACGGGUAAGUGGUGAAAUGGUUUCCCGUUAUUUCACUCACAGUUCCUCAAAAGGUCUGUUUAUGCACUAGGUCAUGAAAAAUGACAGUAUUUUCUGUAUAAUGCUCUGGUUGUUACGGAUUAAUGGUAUCAUAUAUAUGUACGUAUUAUGAAUUUAGAGAUCGUCCAUAUUUUCUUGAUACACGUCAUUAAAUGAAAAUCAGAAGGAUAUUACAUUGGAAGAGUGAUUGCUGUGCAUGCGUGGGAGCUAGAAUAUCCCGGAUUAACUCACGCUGGAAGCUCAUCUAGUCCAGCCUCCCUGCUCAAAGUAGGGUCAAACACUCCCAGUUCUCCUCUCCAGAUCACCACAAAAGUACACACUAUGGCUUAAAAGCUGGCAAAACAGGACAAGGCUGUAAUUCUUCAUAGAAAGAGCACGCAAAGAUCGUGAACAAAUUUAACACCAGUCUCCACACAGGAAAAAAAAUGAUAAAUUGUUUCUUCACCUCCCUUCCACGGACUUCCCACCCGUGCCGGCAGGUCAUCCAGGCACUCGGCUUUUGCAUGUCGUUGCAGAAGUAAAUGUUGUGGAAGGUCCUCCGGCAUCCCGGAGCGUUAGGAGAGGGCAGCUGGUGGUGCCAUCUCUUCUGGGUGCCGCCGGUCUUGCUCGGGAGGUCCCCCGGGCCGCGAAGGGCGAAGGCUGCCGCGUCUCCUACGCCGCCCUGUUCAGGCCGCGAGGUUUUCCUGGCGUCGCAGCUGGAAGGCGAUGGCGAGGUGCCGUCCGUGGGCGGCUGCCUAGGGGUGAAGUGCCAUCUCACACACCAGGUGAAGAAGAGUAUUUUUCUCCUUAGAAUCACCGUACAGGUUGAUACUCUUGUGAAGUGUCUGAUCCCGUGACUGAGAUAGCAGGCGUGCAGCGGUUGGCUUUGGGCAGUGCCUGCACUGCUCUGUCCCCGCUUGGCGGGGAAAAGAAGGGAAAUGCCUCUGUGUUUAAUUGUACUUAUUUAGGAGCAACACGCGCAUCCCUGGCGGGCGGAGCUGAGGUACUGCCGUAGGCCUGCGCGCUGGCAGGACGGCCUGACUGCUGGGAGUUACGCUCAGACCUAGACAAAAGCACUGAAGUACCCGAUUAACUUCAGUCGCGGCAAGUAUUUCCGCGGGCUUCGAGGGUCCGGACCCCGGGAUUACCUCCUCGGUGAGGAUACAGGCGCCCCACGAGUCUCGCUGCGGAGGGCUUUCACGCAAAGCCUCACGCGCGGAGCGCGGGGUGGUGAUGGUGAGGGUGCCCGAACUGCUGACACGGCAUCGGGGUGGUAAAUGGUGGGGGUUAGCGGAUGAGUGGAAGUUAGUGCACGCGCGGACCCCGGCCCUUCCUCCGGCCACUGACUUCGGGUGUUGCCUUGCCAAGUCAGUUGGGCUAAAUUCAUUUAAAAUCGCUCGUUCGGUUGCCGCUUGGCAAGUGUCUGGAGUUCAGUGCCCAGAACGGGCCACAGCCAAAAACCAUCAGCUGGUCUUUGUUCCCCCACUCAUAAAAUGUCUCAGAAAGGCGUCGGGAGGAUUGACUUCUGUUUGCACAAUGCGCUUAAAAUAUAAAGAGCUCUACAAACGCUGAAUAUUUAUUGUUUUCGCUGGAAAAGCGGUGCUGGUUCUGGUAUGUUUUCAAGGCUGGCGUUGAAUGAAACGAGAGCGGGCUGAAAUGCUGGGUGGCGUCAGCAAAGCGAACGAUUUGAAGAGUGAGUUGAACCAUAAACGCUGUAAAAAGCCGUGUUGCUUUUUCUCUCCCGGCACCUUCUGGUGACCCCCGGAGGCAGGGGAAGCCGGGCGCAACCCCAGACCCCCAAACGGGCGUUGGGAUCAGUUGGGUCGGUGGGUUGCUCUACCCAUGCGCGUUCCCCAGCCACUGGGAGGAUUUAGUUAUUUGUUGCACUUGAACGAACAGCGCUUUGAAGAAAAGCUGCGAAACGCCACGUUCUGGUUGUUUUUAUCUGAAAGCAGAGAUCCCAGCCCUCGGGCUGCGUCUCGGGGGGGGGCUGCUGGGCAGAGCCUGACACGGGGCGAUUCUCAGGAGGUCAGAGCUAUUGAACAGACCGGAACAAUUUGGGGAGAUAAAGGAGCUGGGCAGUGCCGGCGGGCGCCGCAGCCCGCCCGUGACAGAUCGCAUCGUGUUGGGUAGCUGGUGAGGCUACACCCCGCGCAACCCGCCGCUGGCUGCGAGCUCCCGCGCGACCGGCCGUGUUGAAUGAACACCAGCAACGUGUUCUGCUGCUUCAGUGGCUUUCCGUGUCCGCGCUUACCCUCCGACCUCUAAUAACGUCCAGCCGGAACCGUUGCUCCGAUCCGUGGCCGCCCCCCGUUGUGUUUUAUUUCACCCCCCGCGAGCGCGUGUUCAGGAGAGCUCGGCAAGCGGUGCCUCGCGAAAAGGCCGCCGUACUCUGAGAUAACGCAGUUUAUUUGGAAAAAAAAAAAAGUUGGAAUCCUGCUCGGUAUUUCCCGAAGCAGGAAAAAAAAAUGGCUGAGGUGCGGCGGUUCGGAGGCCACGCUUACAAAGGCUCCUGAAUAAGUGCCGGGAACACAAAUUUGAAUUUAUAAAAGUAGGUUGUGGAUAAAGAAUUACACAUUUUAAAUGUCGUAAUAGUUAUUAAAUGGCAUACUGGUACUCUUUGCUGUACAUUUAAAUAUUUAUACAUUUUUGUAGAAUUAAAAUAUACUGGUUUAGUUUUC
Phalacrocorax carbo (great cormorant) is the source of this 6300-nucleotide messenger RNA. NCBI's taxonomy places the organism in Eukaryota, Metazoa, Chordata, Aves, Suliformes, Phalacrocoracidae. The record is from RefSeq and is a predicted model, not a curated record.